ACUUUCCUUCAAAUAACAAAACUCUUAGUCACACACCCCUGAACCCAAGGAAGGAAAACGACGAUCAUUCACAAAAAUUACUUCAAAAAAUAUCACUCAUGACGGCAAGAUCAUUCACCGUCGCAGACAUAACACACAGAGUUAUCUAAAAAUAAAAUAGGAAUCACGGCCGAGCACAGCGGCAGACGAAUUAUUACCAUUUCACAGUCGGCAAACGUUUCGAGUGCUGCGAAUGUUUUUUUAUAAUAAAACUUGUAUUUAUUUAUUUAAAUUAUGAGUAUUGAACGCAGAUCGUGCGUGAACCAGGCGCCGCACGUCACUAAGCGCCUAAUGGCUAUAAUAGUGUUGUUAACAGGCCUGCUCUGCCUGUUCGGAGGUUACCUGCUGGGUCGGAUGGCACGCGCCACACCGAGAAAGAGCAACGACCUCCUGACAUACAACCUCACAAUUAUAACGGACAAUCUAUAUAAAAAAGCUAAAAGAAUACCGCCAAAACUUGUUCACCAAAACGAUUCAGAUAAAGUACAGAAUAAAUUGUUAGACAUAUUCAACUGCAGCAUACCACAGUUUUGUGGCACUCUUAAUAAAUAUAAUCUGGCAGAGUUCGUCAGGAAUUCCAUCAAUUUCCAAGUGACUAAAUUAAUGAGAUCCGUUAAUAACGCGUCCUUGUAUUUAGACAGUCUUAGCUGACAUUAGAAAUAGAAUGUGUGGUUAGCUCGGUUGUAAUUUUAAUAUUUAAUUAAUACCUACCUACAUCUUGUGAUUUCUUUUAAUUAUGAAUGUUUACUAUGUAAGUAUUAUAUUAGAACAAUGAAAGUAACUAAGGUAUUUUUAAGAGCGUAUCCAUUUAAGUGCUUGUUUUAAAUAUAAAUUUUGUUAUUCAGGUUUUGCAGAUAAAUUAAAUUCUCCCGCAUUUUUGUAACUUUCAGCUCUGUAAUGCGUAUGUUUUCUAAAAAAACAUCAUUAUUCAAUGCAUAUCUAUUGAAAACCGUAAUUUUAAAUUUAAUUUUAAGAACAAUGUUAUUAUUAUUUAUUUGUGCAAUAAUUAAAAGUUGUGAUUAAAAGUAAAUGUGUUUUAUUAACUUGUAUGUAAGCGGUGUUUGAUCCAUUGUUUAGCACGGCUUUUUAUUGGUCAAUACAGACUGCUAGCGUUUGGUUACCAGUAACAUGAAAUGUCACAAUAUAUUUCUUAU
Molecule: messenger RNA, 1193 nt
Organism: Trichoplusia ni (cabbage looper)
Lineage: Eukaryota; Metazoa; Arthropoda; Insecta; Lepidoptera; Noctuidae
Exons: 2
Coding region: 274-690 (138 amino acids)
Source: RefSeq, a predicted model, not a curated record